AUGGCUGGCACCGAGGACUCCAUACUUCUGUCAUCCGGCGGCGCCGUGUACGGCCAGCGUCUGCCCCACACUUUCGGCGGACGCUUCAGCUGGGCGGGCCAGCGCUACGUUGAGCGCAGCGUUCGACUAUCCACGCUGACCGAUGUGAUGUUGAGUGGGAACGAGGGUGUCAUCACCAAGGGGUGUCAGAUCUUCGUGCCCUACUACGACAAGCAGGUGCCGUGGCAUGAGAAUCUGCCGACCGCGGCUGUGCCAGCCGAGCCGGUUCGAUGGCUGCCAGUCGCGUUGUGGCUGCUGGUCAUGUUCCCGGCGAAUUUCUUCAGCUUCCUGGUGGAUGAGUUGGCUCGGCUGGCCGUUUGGCUGACUGUGAGGCAACAGCGCAUACCCUUGCUGGUUCCUGCAGACCGCGGGCAGCUGAAGCCCUUCAUGUACGACUGGCUGACGCUGCUUGGAGGUUUCGAAGUGAUACCCUACGAUGUGCGGCCUCAUUUCAUGGGCCCCGCGCGCGUGGCGGAGCCUCGCUUUCUCGUCCACCAGCUGCACAUGGUCGACUGGCAGGAUGCACCGGGUACCUCUCGGAGGGAGGAUGUGUUCCUGCUUCCCCCUCGCUGGGCGCUGCAACGGCUGCGUGACCUGGCGACUUGGCGCGUCUUCGGCUCUAGCCCGGCUCCUGCUGCGCCAGGAGGUGGUAAGAAACUGCUCUGGAUCCAGCGUGCCGUGGCCACCACGCGCCGGGUAGCCAAUGAAGCCGAACUCUUGCACGCCAUGAUGGGACUUCUUGGCGAUGGCUGGGUUCUCCAGAUCUUCUCGGACAGCCCUUUGCCGAGUGCACGAGAAACCAUGGAGCUUUUCCACUCGGCCGACAUCGUGGUGGGAGUGCAUGGGUCUGGUCAAGCCAACGUGGUGUUCUGCCGCCCUGGCACGGGGAUCAUUGACAUCAACUUGCCUGAGCCACAUUCGCAGUACACGGCGCACAACAGCUAUGCUCUCGGCUUCCACUACCGCCUGGUCAUGCUCCAGGGUGUUGGGCUUCAUCAGUCGCUCAACAUCACACUGCCAGUUCGUGACGUCCUUGAUGUCCUGCGCGCCUGCAUGUUCAACCUGCAGAUGUUGAAGCUUUGGCUUGCCACUUGGGCCAUCACGCUUGCAGACGAGCUAGACCUCCUGAGCGAGGAUGCUCCGAAGAGUGCCAUCUUUCACUCCGCCAGCUCCGUGGCCAGCGCAGCCAAGCCGAAAUUCGCCUCCAUGAGCAUGGUUUGUGAGAUGGCCAAGAAGUAUCCCGGUCAUAGUUCUGAGCCGGGCACAGAAUGUGCCACACCAGCAGCAUGCCCGCAAUGCAAUGGCGUUUGGUGCGAUGGCGCUGUGAAGUCCCUGUUGCAGACGCAGGCCCAGAAUGAGACCGAUGCGUACCCCUUGCAGAACGACAACGAGACCGCCAAGACAUGGCCGAUGACGGAUGCAGCCAGCGGUUUCUGCGCCUACCCGAGUGAGCGAAGUGAUCCGAUGCUCGGGAGUGACAAGUUGGGUGCAGCCCCCACAGAUCCGGAAGAGAUCUUGAAGGUUUGCGAGAUGGCAGAGAAGUACGAAGGACAUAGGGCAGUCCCGGGCACGGAGUGUGCUUCUCCAAGCACUUGUGGUGGAUGCAAUGGCGUGUGGUGCAACGGCACUGUGAAGUCCCUGUUGCAGACGCAGGCCCAGAAUGAGACCGAUGCGUACCCCUUGCAGAACGACAACGAGACCGCCAAGACAUGGCCGAUGACGGAUGCAGCCAGCGGUUUCUGUGCCUACCCGAGUGAGCGAAGUGAUCCGAUGCUCGGGAGUGACAAGUUGGGUGCAGCCCCCACAGAUCCGGAAGAGAUUUUGAAGGUUUGCGAGAUGGCCGAGAAGUACGAAGGACAUAGGGCAGUCCCGGGCACGGAGUGUGCUUCUCCAAGCACUUGUGGUGGAUGCAAUGGAGUGUGGUGCAACGGCACUGUGAAGUCCCUGUUGCAGACGCAGGCCCAGAAUGAGACCGAUGCGUACCCCUUGCAGAACGACAACGAGACCGCCAAGACAUGGCCGAUGACGGAUGCAGCCAGCGGUUUCUGCGCCUACCCGAGUGAGCGAAGUGAUCCGAUGCUCGGGAGUGACAAGUUGGGUGCAGCCCCCACAGAUCCGGAAGAGAUCUUGAAGGUUUGCGAGAUGGCAGAGAAGUACGAAGGACAUAGGGCAGUCCCGGGCACGGAGUGUGCUUCUCCAAGCACUUGUGGUGGAUGCAAUGGAGUGUGGUGCAACGGCACUGUGAAGUCCCUGUUGCAGACGCAGGCCCAGAAUGAGACCGAUGCGUACCCCUUGCAGAACGACAACGAGACCGCCAAGACAUGGCCGAUGACGGAUGCAGCCAGCGGUUUCUGCGCCUACCCGAGUGAGCGAAGUGAUCCGAUGCUCGGGAGUGACAAGUUGGGUGCAGCCCCCACAGAUCCGGAAGAGAUUUGA
Messenger RNA from Symbiodinium sp. CCMP2592, 2475 nucleotides. Lineage: Eukaryota; Dinophyceae; Suessiales; Symbiodiniaceae. The record is from the annotation of a GenBank genome assembly.